AUGGCCGAAGACUCGCUAGGGCUCGACAAACCGAUCAAACUAGGUCGCGUGUCAAAAAUCCCAAGAAUCACCGACGACCUUCUCUUGGAUCGCGUCCGUGGACUUCCCCACGUCAUCUCCAACUAUAAAAAAGUGGCUAGAACCAUCCGUAAGAACGAUAAGACGUUCGCUCAGAAAGCGAAGGACUCCUCCCUCUCUAAAGAGGCACUUGGAGCCCUAAAAGUGGACACAGAGGUUCACAACCUUGAACUGGUGCUUCAGUUCUACCAGUUAUGGUGUCAUGGGUUAUUUCCACGAGCAACCUUCAGUGAUUGCACGCAGAUGAUCCGCAAAUUCAAGUCCACAAGAAUCAGAAUGUACCGGCGCGAGCUCAUUGACAAGGAAAUGCAUCGCCAGAGAGUGGAAAAGGGCAUCAUCACUGAAGAUGCCGAGAUCAGCGACGAUGAUCUCUAUGACGCUCCUCUGAACGGAAUUGCCGCUGUUGAUGAGGAAGAUGCCACCGUGAACGCUGCAAAUGCACCAAGUGCUGACGUGGAUGAUGACGAGGACGACUGGGGCUUUUUGUCAGUGCGCAGAAGACCUAAUGGUCUUUUCAUUGGAGACGAGGAUGACGAGGAUUCUGAAGCUAAUACAGGUACUGGACACGCUAAUACCACUUCUGCUGAUUCUGCUCCUGUUCCGACUACUAGUCAUGCUCCACCUCCUGCUUCGGUUCCUGCUGCUUCGGCUCCUUCUCCAAUUGAAUACCCAGAUAUUCCCGACUCCGUUCAAGAAGACUUCGACGACAAGUACGACGACGAGCUCGAGAUCAUGAGAGAAAUGGGGAUGUAA
This is a messenger RNA of Sungouiella intermedia, 831 nucleotides long. The record is from the annotation of a GenBank genome assembly. NCBI's taxonomy places the organism in Eukaryota, Fungi, Ascomycota, Pichiomycetes, Serinales, Metschnikowiaceae.